UCUGUUGGGUUAUAUUGCACUUUGCUGGCCAUCUAAAGCGAAGCAAUCAAUUGGCUGUAUCUCAACCAACAAUUACAGCUGCUGCAUUAAAAUGGUACUCGUUGCUGCGGCAGUCUGCACAAAAAAUGGCAAAGUCAUAUUGUCACGUCAGUUCGUGGAGAUGACAAAAGCUCGCAUCGAGGGGCUGCUGGCAGCGUUCCCCAAGCUGAUGACGGCGGGCAAGCAGCACACCUAUGUGGAAACGGACUCGGUGCGCUAUGUUUAUCAGCCAAUGGAGAAGCUCUAUAUGCUGCUCAUCACCACAAAGGCCAGCAACAUACUUGAGGAUCUGGAGACGCUGCGCCUCUUCUCCAAAGUGAUACCCGAAUACAGUCACUCGCUUGAUGAAAAGGAGAUUGUGGAGAAUGCCUUCAAUUUGAUCUUUGCUUUCGAUGAAAUCGUUGCCUUGGGCUACAGGGAGAGCGUUAAUCUGGCGCAGAUCAAGACCUUCGUGGAGAUGGACUCGCACGAAGAGAAGGUCUACCAAGCGGUGCGUCAAACUCAGGAGCGUGAGGCGCGUCAGAAGAUGCGUGAGAAGGCCAAGGAGCUGCAACGCAUACGCAUGGAGUCCAUUAAACGUGGUGGCCCAUCCUCGGGUGGUUUGGGUGGACGCAGCGGUGGCUUCAGCUCCGACAGCUUCGGCAGCAGCGGUGUCAGCAGCGUCAGCAGUGGCGGCGGCGGCGGUGGCAAUGUGGGUGCACCAUCGAUUGAAAUGGACAACAAACCUCUGGCCAGCAAGACGGCACAAAAGCCCGUGUCACGCAAUGCUCUCAAGCUGGGCGGCAAGUCUAAGGAUGUGGAUAGCUUUGUGGAUCAGUUGAAGAGCGAGGGCGAAAAGAUUGCCAGUCUGGCACCAGCUGCUGCCGCUGGUGGUGCCGGAGCAGCGGCCAGUGCCAGUGCUGCCGCCAAGGCCAAAAUCUCAGCGGAUAUUCAUACCGAAAGCGUUCAUCUCAAAAUGGAGGAUAAGCUGGUGGUGCGUCUGGGACGCGAUGGUGGCGUUCAGCAAUUCGAAUUGACCGGUCUGCUAACGCUGCGCAUUACGGACGAGAAUUUGGGACGCAUUAAGGUGAAACUGGCCAACAACGAUACGCAGGGCAUACAGAUGCAGACGCAUCCCAAUGUCGACAAGGAGCUGUUCAAGACACGCGCUAUGAUUGGCCUCAAGAAUCCGGCUAAACCUUUUCCGCUCAACACCGAUGUGGGUGUGCUCAAGUGGCGUUUCAUCACACAGGACGAAUCGGCUAUUCCACUGACCAUCAAUUGCUGGCCAUCGGAUAAUGGCGAAGGUGGCUGCGACGUUAACAUUGAAUACGAACUGGAGGCACAACAUUUGGAGCUGCAGGACGUGGCCAUUGUCAUACCAUUGCCGUUGAAUGUGCAACCAUCGGUGGCCGAAUAUGAUGGCACCUACAACUAUGAUUCACGCAAGCAUGUGCUGCAGUGGCACAUUCCCGUCAUCGAUGCCGCCAACAAAUCCGGCUCGAUGGAAUUCAGCUGCAGUGCCUCCAUACCGGGUGAUUUCUUCCCGCUGCAGGUGUCGUUCGUUUCCAAAACACCGUAUGCGGCCAUCAGUGCGCAGGAUGUUGUCCAGGUGGAUAAUGAUACGUCCGUCAAGUAUUCAAGCGAAACGAUUUUGUUUGUGGAGAAAUAUGAAAUUGUUUAAGGUUCCCCCAAGCUCCCCCUCGCAAGCAAAGAAAGGAAAGCAAGAAAUACUAUACAAUAACGGCAGUAGUAAUAUAUACUUAGUAUAACUUUAUAUAUUUUUGAGCGGUUUUCUUCUUUUUUUUUCGUUUCGAUCGCAUUAUGUACGACUAUAUAUAAAUGUUAAAUCUAAAAUAUAUACAUAUAUAAAUAUUAUACAACAAAUACGCAUCCAUGCCGUGAUGCACUUGUUGCAAGUUGCAAGCACGGCUGAUCCGCAAGAAACAAGAAUUCCAAAUGUCGUGCUCCACAAUCCAUCAUCAUAGCGUCUAACACAUCAAAUACAAAAUGCAACUACUAUUUUGAUUUGAAAUAAACACACAAUAAUUCAGAAUGAAUGAAACAAUGUUAUUUAUAUUUGUUCAUUGUAAAAGUGUAAAUUUGUUUGUAAGUAAAUGAAAUUUGCCACAUAAUUAAGCGUAUAAUAAAAUACAAG
Molecule: messenger RNA, 2176 nt
Organism: Drosophila nasuta
Lineage: Eukaryota; Metazoa; Arthropoda; Insecta; Diptera; Drosophilidae
Gene: deltaCOP
Product: coatomer subunit delta
Exons: 8
Coding region: 92-1702 (536 amino acids)
Biological process (GO): Golgi localization; retrograde vesicle-mediated transport, Golgi to endoplasmic reticulum; endoplasmic reticulum to Golgi vesicle-mediated transport
Cellular component (GO): COPI vesicle coat
Source: RefSeq, a predicted model, not a curated record